CUACAGCUUAGCAGCGUGAUCCAAAGACUUACGUUCAGUCACAUAAAAACAUUGACAGUUCGAUACAAAAAAGUGAUUAACUUUUUUGCAUAGUUUUUGUGACAAUUCCUGCUUUAAACCAGAUACUGUACAGGAUCAGUACGUGAACACAAACAUCUCACACCAGUGUGAUCCAGCGGCUCCGGGGACUUUUGAUACGCUCAGUUUUUGUCUCUAAACUGCAUUUGAUUGCACAAACAGAGUCCACCGACACCAGCCCACUUCUCAAUGGAGGCGGAAGAGCGAGUGCUUCGGGUUUCAGCUCGCGUCACGACGAUUGUUUAUGAGCAUGUUCACCUGGGAAGGUGCAAGCAGCUCACAGAAAAAAACCUGUUUCAAAGAGCGUGUCAUUCACCCAACCACAGUAAUCUGAGCCAAAUAAUGACUUUUCCAAACAGGUUUCCUCUGAUCCGCCACACAGAAAGCCCUGAUGAAGCAAUGGUGUGUUAAUCUAUGAAUAUAUUUGCAUUAAACAGUAAGUGCAUAAAAUAGCGUUUUUAACAGUUGUAUAUAAUACACAAGUGUUCAAAAUACUCACUUUGUUAAGUUCAGAUGAUGUUUAGUUUAGGAAUAUACACCUUAUUUUGCAACAUGGAAGUAAGCUUUUUGUGUGAAUGUGGUAAAAAUCUUUGCGCUACAAACUAGCGUGUUUCUAAUCAUGACGAUGAAUGAAGAUAAAAUAAUGAAUGUGCAACAUAGAGCUCAAAGAAUUGUUUUUGGAAGGUAAAGUAACUGAACUAAUUGAGGGAGGGACACUAAUGAUGUGAUAAGAGGCUGAUUGCUUGACUUUGACACGCAUUCAGGAGAUAAAUGAGACAUGAGCACUAUGACAAAAUACAUUUCAAAAGUCCUUAGAUCUUAAAACUCAAUGCCUUUCUCAGUUUGAACGUUUGCAAAACAUUGUCAAAGCAUCUGGGUCAACACUGCAUUAUGUGAUGUUCAUGAUCUGUCAUAAUCAUCGUUCAUAGGGCAGCAAUCUCAGUAAUUCUGUAGUUUAUAUUUACAUUUUAUCCAAAGUGACAAAGAAGCAAACAGACCAACAAGAGAGCAACAUCACACAAGAGCUGUGACCAGUCUCGGUUAUUCUAGCUCACACACAUAGCCAGAAUUUGUUUAAAUAUGUAAAUAAAUUUCACCAAAACAAACAGAAUAAAUUAGAAUAGUAUUAAUUGGUCAGGAGAUGGUCUUCAGACGUCAGGUCAUUCCAGCACCUGGGGAGCGUCCAGAGAAAGGUCAGUGAGAGUGAUUUUGUGGCUCUUCGGGAAGGAACUACGAGGAGGCGUUUAUAACGUUUAUAACGCAGGCUUCUGGAGGGUGUGUAGAUCUGAACCAGUUGAGGUGAAUAGUCCAAUGUGGAGAGAAAAGAGCUGGGACGAGGAGCUGAUUAUUAAUGAUUAUCAUUAUCACGUCCACGUUUAGUUCCUGAAACAGGACGGUUAAUAAAGUGUGGGGUAGCAGGGUCAAAAAGCUCAAAGGUUUGAACUCUACAGGACCAUAUCCAUAAGUAAAUGAAAUAUUCAUGGGAUAUUUAGCCAAUGGAACUGGGGAAAUAAAAAAAAACCUUGCAUGGAGUGGUGAUUCAAAUUCAUAUAUAUUUUGACUUUAUGUUAGAAAAAAAGUUUAUAGAAAUAAUUUGGAUGAAUAUUGAGUCAACAGAGGAUGCUGCGUUAUUCAUCAUAUUGUGAGUGUUUUGUCCGGUGUAUAAUUUGAAGAAGCACUGGAUGUCCCUGAUGUCAGAGUGACUCCGGAGGUCCGCGGCGGGCUGGGAGCCGCUGGUCCCCGGCGAGGAUCGCUUCCUCCGGGGCAGCAGAGGGCGCUGUGACCGCUGAUCCGCGCGGAAGAGUCUCACGGCUUCAUCGCUCCGCUGUGGCGGGAAGACCGGGGUCACGUGACGGACGCAGAGGAGCCGCUCACAGAGAGAGCUCUAUCAUGGUGAGAACGUACAAGAGGAAGACAAACCGCGCGAGUACGGCUCCUGACACCAUGCUGAAGGCCGUGCGGCAGGUGUUGGUGUUCAAGAAAACCAUCCGCGGCGCAGCAGAAGAGUUCGGCAUCAACUACCGAACACUGGCCCGUUACUGCACCAAAAUCCCCCGUGAAGAGGUGGAAGGCAGCGUGGAGCACCCCAGCUGUGCCGUGGGCUUCAUCGGAGCACGGCAGGUCUUCAGCCCCGAGCUGGAAGCCGAACUCGUCGCCUACGUUUUGCUGGCAUCUGAUGUUUAUUAUGUGCUCCCGCCGCGAGCCAUCCGCAAACUGGCCUACCAGCUGGCCAAGAGCCACCAGCUGCAAACCCCGCCCUCGUGGAGGGAGAACAAGCAGGCCAGUGCUGACUGGUUCGCCAGUUUCCUCAAGAGACACCCGCUGCUGUCCAUCCGGGCGGCGGAGCCGGCGAGUCCCACCAGCGUCUUCAGCAGGAGUCACGUCGAGGUGUUUUACAGUAAGCUGAAGGUGCUGAUGGAGCAACACGGUUUCAGACCCGAGGACAUGUGGAUCAUGGAGGAGAUGGGCAUCACCACGGCCCAGCGGCCGGAUCGAGUGCUGGCCAGGAGAGGUCUGAAACAGACAUCUCAAGACCGCGGACCCCUUGUGAGUGUCGCUUGCGUGGUUUCUGCCGCCGGUCGCUUGAUGCCGCCCUAUUUUGUGUUCCCGCGGGUGCAGUUCAGGGAGCACUUCCUUAGUGGAGCACCGGUGGGAAGCUCUGGUGGAGCCCAUCUGAGCGGAUGGAUGAGGGAGGAGCAGUUCCUCGACUUCCUACAGCAUUUCACGCGACAGACCGAAUGUGUUGCGGACAGACCCUGCCUGCUGCUUCUGGACAGUCACGCCACACACCUGUCCAUCGAGGGCCUCAACUUCACCAAAGCUAACGGUGUGGUGUCUCUGUGUUUCCCGUCGCACUGCUCCCAGCAGCUGGAGCGCACACUUUAUGGUCCGUUUAGGAAGUGCGUGAACGCGGCCGUGGACAGCUGGAUGCUGGGCAGUCCGGGGAGGAGCAUCACCAUUCAUCAUGUCCCAGGAAUCAUGGCCUCGGCGCUGCCGCUGGCGGCCACACCGGACAACAUCACCACAGCCUUCAGAGCCUGCGGGAUCUUUCCUCUAAACCCAAACCAACCGAGCUUGGUUACGGACGGUCCAGUCGCUCCAAGCGUUACAGAAUCAGGCAGUAACGUGACCGAACCGGAUCCGGUGGCAGCAGGCAGAGACUCUAACACACAGGAGAAGGACAGCUGCCGUCUCGACUGGCUCUCCUGUGAUUACACAGCUGCAGAGACCUGCAAAUAAAACACUGCUGGACUUGUUUCUGGACUCUUCUGCAUCAGUGACUCUAGAAUCUCUCUUUGUUAUUUGUAGUCUUUCUCAUUCAGAUCACUACCAUUAACAACAUUUCAGUGUUUUUAUUAUCUUCUCCUCUGUUGUUUUUGUAAUUAAUUAAGUGUAAAUAGUAAUUAAAUGAGACCAUUUUUAAAUGCAUAAAUUUUUCGAGAUAGUUUUUUUGAGACUAGAAAGUGUUUUUCUUUGGUCUGUGAUAUUAAACUGCAGUCAGUUCUUGGGUAACACCAUUUUUAAAAAAUUGUUUUUUUUUAAAUGUACUUUUUAGAUUUGAUUUAAUGUUUCUGGAAAAAGUGUCUUCUGCUCAUCAAGGCUGCAUUUAUUUGAUUAGAAAUACAGUAAAUACUGUUCCGCAGCGGGUGGUUGGAUCCGUUGAGGUUUACUCUACAGGGUCCCUAUAGUGUUGUGGCAGCCAUCUUCCCUGUGUGCUUCAGUACUUCCAAAAAGAACUUUCACAUGUGCUUCUUUUUAAAGUUUGUAAAGAUUUUGCAAAAGACACUGAAGGACCUGCACAGAGGUGGUUAAGAUCCUGAGGCUCUAAAAGAAUUAUGGACUGCUACUGACUUCACCCUAUGAAGGUCACUUCAUGUUCGAAGGGUCGUACAGUGUACACUCUUGUGGUCUAGGAUCUCUGGCUUUGUCAAGCCAACAGGAAAGUUCUCAGUUCAACAGUUCUCGGCUGCACAGAUGCAGAGGGAGUCUGACACUACCCUUGCUUUCAUGUCGUAGCAGUCUCAAAUGAAGCAGCAGGCAGUUUCAGUUGACAGUUUGGGCAGGCCGACCUCAGGUCCCUACUACUUCCUUCUGGGAUCAGGAGGAGCCUGCAAGUGCUGCCCCAGGCAUAAUUUGUGCUGGCCUUUUAAGAUUGUACAGAGACCAGACACAAGACUUCAGAACCUUAGAGCAGCUCUUGGUCUGUUACGGAGUUUGGCAGAAGGGGAAUGUUGUCUACAGAGGAUAGUGUGGAUGCCAAGCACAAAGCAUGCCAUAUCCUCUCAGGUUUUCUCUAUGGAGUAUUGCAUCUUCCUGGAUGCUGGCACAUGGCCCCUCACUGACAUAUUUAUAGAGAUUAGCUGGAUAGCCCUUGUGUUAAGUUUGUAUUCUCCUGUGAGAUCCCCCAGUGUAAAUAAGUUGAGUUUUACGGUUUUGGAAUCUAUUCAGCCAAUCUCCAGGUCUCACGAUAGUACUUUUAGCAUAGAUAAUUGCAUCCAAUGAGACCGGUAGCAUCUCGUUCAAAAAUGAUCAAAGAGCUUCAGUAUUUUUCCUAUUUAAAACUUUUCUGUAGUUAUGUUGUGUAGUAAGAAAAUGAAAAGUAGCGAUUUAUUUUUAGGCUAAUUUGACUAGGAACCAUACUCCCAUUCUGACAUAAUAAUCAAGGAAGGUUGCUGGACUGUGCGGAGCAGGCACAGUGAUUACUGUAUACAUAUUGAAAAUAAAUGUGUAAAUUCAGUUGUCUUAAUCAAUCUAAAGCAUUUAGUCAGUCAAUUACAAAUCUUAAAGAGAAAAAAUGAAUGCAUUAUCUUUAAAAUGAAAAACUCUUGUAGGGUAUUCAUGUUAAAAACAAUAAUGGUUUCUUAAUUUAAGAAAUGUUAAAAGAUAUAUUAAAUAUAACCUUCGUUCUAAUGUAAAACAUCACUUUGUUUAAAUCGAUCUUUGUGUCGUCAGGUUAGUGGGCGUGGUCUGGGAGUCUGGGACUUCCUUCAGUUUUGACAAGAGCGUGAGAGGAUCAGCAUCUAGAUAUUUGUGGCUUCUUUUUUCUUCAAUUUGUUACAAACUAUAUAUAUUUUUUUAAACUGGUACUAGAUGCUACUUUUGUUUUAGAUGUUCCAAUCUUUCUUUCCCCUUAAAAUUGUUUACCAAUGCUUAUUUUUAUGAGGGGAAAUAAG
Puntigrus tetrazona (Sumatra barb) is the source of this 5252-nucleotide messenger RNA. RefSeq lists its product as uncharacterized. Gene Ontology annotation, molecular function: DNA binding. The transcript has 4 exons. The record is from RefSeq and is a predicted model, not a curated record. Gene Ontology annotation, cellular component: nucleus. Lineage: Eukaryota; Metazoa; Chordata; Actinopteri; Cypriniformes; Cyprinidae. The coding region runs from base 1969 to 3318 and encodes 449 amino acids.